CCACUCUUAGCUACUGCACGACACCCACAACCAGCCAGUCUUUCACAACCAAACCACCCACGCGCACCGAGCGAUAUCAGUCACCGUGGCGCACAACUACUACGAUGGGCAAAGCAGAGGUCGGCACUACAAAAUGGGUCGCAAACCAGCAACGUAGUAAAGGGCUUCAACGACUACGUUGGUGGUGUGAACCGUGUAGUAAACAGUGCAAGGAUGCCAACGGCUUCAAAUGCCACGUCCAGUCCGAGACACACGUCCGCCAGAUGCAAGUCGUUGGCGAAGACCCGCGCAAAUACAUCAACAACUUCAGCAACGACUUCCAGCGGGAUUUCGUUAGCCUACUACGAACGUCCCAUGGCGAGAAGUGGAUCAGCGCAAACAGAUUCUACAAUGAAUAUAUCCGGGAUAAGGAACAUGUGCACAUGAAUUCCACAAAAUGGAGUUCCCUGACAGAAUUUACCAAACAGCUGGGGAGGGAGGGGAUUUGUCAUGUAAAAGAAGACGAGAAAGAUGGCCUCAUGAUCGCAUGGAGAGAUACAAGUGUCGCAGCAGUCACCCGGAGAAAUGAGAUCGCUGAAUUAGAAGCCGCCGAGGCGAGGAGUGGGGCGGGCGAGGACAAGAUGCUGAAGAAGAUGGCGAAGCGCGCACAGGAAGAGGCAGAAGCUAAGAAGGUGAUCGAGGCGAAGCGGGCAGCAGCGGCUGCUUCAAUGCAGAAGGAAGACACCACUCCCCCGGCUGAUGGAGCGACUUUGAGCGAGAGCGCUGUGCCGACAGAGGACAAGAAAGCCGAUUCACCCGUGGAGCAGAACAAGGAGGAACCCAAGGUGGAGUCAGCGCCAAUCAAGCUAAGUUUUGGCUUAAAAGCUAAGGCUAUACCACCGAACAAGGCUGGUCUCGGUCAGAUGAAGAGCCAGAGUAUCUUCAAGCGGAAGAAAGACGACACACUAGAGCAAAAGCCUGUCAAGAAGGUGAAGCUAUGAGUGAGCUGAUUGCGGUGGAUUGGAUUUUUUUAUACAUGCAUAGCGCGGCGUCCUGGGAUAUCACAUUAGGGAAUGGGGGUGAAGAGCUCACCUGGUCUUGCGACGUGAACUUCAGCCUGCUAGAACCACUCCCAUAGUAUAAUGCACAGCCAUUAUUUGAGUAGCGGAGUGUAAUUUCUUUAUAUCAAGUCGGAGAAGAAGCAGGGCAUAUGAGCGCCACAUUUUUACCCAUUCAAUAAGAACAAGACAUGAGUACAUGCUAUCCAUGCAAAGGACUACGGGUUAAUACCCUUACCUACGCCAAUUUUCAGAGAGAGUCUAGUGUGAAAAGAGAAGUGACUGACCCCCGUCAGCGUUGGUUGCUGU
Molecule: messenger RNA, 1346 nt
Organism: Cucurbitaria berberidis CBS 394.84
Lineage: Eukaryota; Fungi; Ascomycota; Dothideomycetes; Pleosporales; Cucurbitariaceae
Product: zinc finger protein-like protein RTS2
Exons: 2
Coding region: 105-980 (291 amino acids)
Biological process (GO): DNA replication; DNA damage response
Cellular component (GO): nucleus
Molecular function (GO): double-stranded DNA binding
Source: RefSeq, a predicted model, not a curated record